Messenger RNA from Uloborus diversus, 6280 nucleotides. RefSeq names its product tectonin beta-propeller repeat-containing protein 1-like. Bases 1 to 3309 code for a protein of 1102 amino acids. Gene Ontology annotation, cellular component: membrane. The record is from RefSeq and is a predicted model, not a curated record. The transcript is spliced from 20 exons. Lineage: Eukaryota; Metazoa; Arthropoda; Arachnida; Araneae; Uloboridae.
AUGUCGUAUUUAUGGGCUGUCAAUAGUUUGGGAAAAGUAUAUAUACUUUCAACUGCUGAACAACGGUGGACAGAGCUUGAAACAAAUGGUAUAGAUUUUAAGCGUGUUUCGUCUAAUGACUUUUUUACAUGGGCUAUUGGAGGUGACCAUCAGAUUUAUAUUUAUGUACCUACGAGAGACAUUCCCAUUCGAUACAGGGUUGUGACCUAUGAAAAUGAGAGAUGGAAUCCUAUUCAUGGUUUCUCAGACUCCUUAUUACCGACUGAUCGCCCACAUUGGAGUAGUGCUGAUGGAUUGAUAUCCCUCCCAAAAGAUAAUUUCAGUUUGCCGUCUAAAGGAUGGGAAUGGGAAGAAGAGUGGUAUAUAGAAGAUAAUUUGAAAGGACAACCAUUGGAACCUGAGGGUUGGACUUAUGCAGUUGAUUUUCCUGCUAAAUAUGGACCAAACAAAAUUUGGAACUCUUGUGUUAGACGACGAAAAUGGGUUAGAUAUCGAAGGUUUUGUGCAACAAAUAAAUGGUCUAUGAUUCCCAGCAUACAUGAAGAUCCUGUGCUGGAACCAUUCAUUGAUGUUGCUAUUGGUGGCACUGAGAUUCCUGGAGGGGAAGCUGAAAAUUUUAGUGUCUGGGCAGUCACCAUAAUGGGCAGAAUAGCAUUUCGAUAUGGGGUGACACAAAAUUCCCCUGAAGGAUCUGGCUGGGUUCCAAUUAAUACCCCUGAAAAGUGUGAAAUUAGUCAGGUGUCUGUUGGUCCCACCGGUUUAAUUUGGACUACAACUUGGGAUGGAAGUGCUUUAGUUCGUGCAGGAGUUACAAGAGAGAAUAUUAUGGGCAGUGAUUGGAUUGUAGUGGAGCCUCCUAGUGCUGAAGAGGGGCUUAUUCAAGUUUCCGUAGGAAAAAUGGCAGUGUGGGCUAUAAGUAAAUCAAACAAGGUGUGGUUUCGCAAAGGUGUUGACGGUUUACAUUCAGGUGAAAAUGUGAAAGAUGCCACUGGUAGUGGAUGGAUUGAAAUGUUUGGAAACUUAGGAAACAUUAGCGUGGCCCUAAAUGAUCAAGUUUUUAGUAUUAGCAUGGAUUAUCAGAAUAUUAAUAUUAGAACUGGCAUUGAUACAUAUGAAACAUGUGGUCGGACUUGGAAGACUAUCACAGCACCACUGAAUUUAUUGCACCACGGUUCAAGUUUAUCCAGCUUGAACUCAAUGUCGACUACUUCCCAGCAAGACUACUCCUCUACGGCAGACUCGGUUUCUCUGGACGGCCGAACACAAAGCUUCCGUAAGAUAAGCGGUGAAGUUGUCCCAGCUUUCAUCUCAAAUCAAAGUGAUCAAAAUGUACCGAUUUCCUGUGACAACAUUGCAGUUGAAUGUGACAAAAAUGAGUGUGGUAACCUUGAAGGAAUCAACUUGGCAAUAAGUGAAAAUUCAGUGGACAGUGAUAGAAGAUUUUCUCAUUCUGAACUCGAUAGCUCAUUCAUGAGUUUGGACAUACCAAGCCUUGCAUGGCAACCACAGAUGGAACCCAUAGUGACUCAAACUGCUACUGAAGUGCAAUGGACGUGGGUUAGUGCCAGUGGAUGCUCUGUGGAUUCUGGUUGCUUACCUAAUUGGUUUUCUGAAGGUGAUUCAACCAAUAAAAGUGCUGUUGAUGAACCUUGGUAUGAAGAAGUAGUUUCAAAACUCAAAGCAAGGUACAAUAAAGAAAUGGAACGUUAUUCUGAGUGGCCAAAAGCAAUUGAGAAAACAUUUUGGAUAAAGACAGCAACUUGUCGCUGGUUUAAGAGCAGCUGGAUGAAAUGUCUCAUUGAAUUACUUCAGUAUGAUAAUGGUAGUAGAAAAAGUACUUUGUCUAUACACUACUUAAAAGAAAUGGUUGUGAUUCAAGUCAGCAAUAUUACUUGUGUUGCAUCGCUCCCUGACUGGAACAAAAACAUUUUGGCUGUUCAUACAGCAAGCAGAACAUCCAAAGGAACUCCAUAUAAAUUUUCUUUUUCAUCACAUGAUGACUUGGAAGAUUGGUUUGCUACUUUAAAUAUGUCAAUCCGAAACGUGAAUCAAAUAUCUCGAGUACCUGUAAACAGAUCUAUAUGGUCAACAACAGUUAAUGGUGAUGUCUAUGUUCAUACAGCAUCAUCUGCCACAGAAGUUGAACCACCUGUAAAUAUGAAAUGGACUUUGCUGGGCGGUGGUCAUUUAAGGACUGUCGAAACGUGCCCUCGUGGAAUUACAUGGGGCUUGGGUUACAAUUGUACAGCAUAUGUAUACACAAAAGGAUAUGGUGGAGGACCAUAUCAUGGUAUACCAGGUUGCAAUUCUGCUAUUGGACCUAUGUCAGAUGUAAGAUGUUUAUAUAUCUAUGAAAACCAAAGAUGGAAUCCAUUAUCUGGAUUUACAGCAAAAGGUUUACCCACAGAUCGUUACAUGUGGAGUGAUGUCACUGGAAGAGUUGAAUGCACCAAAGAAAAUACCCAUCUUCCUUCUGGACAUUGGCAAUGGAUUUCUGAUUGGUGUAUUGAUUACAAAGCACCUGGUGGAGUUGAUAGUGAAGGCUGGCAAUAUGCAACUGAUUUUCCUAGAUCUUAUCAUGGAUACAAGCGCUUUACAGAUUAUGUAAGAAGGCGCCGUUGGUACAGGAAGUGCAGAUUAUCAACAAGUGGUCCUUGGGCAAAAUUAGGAAAUACUCCUCUUAUAGAUAUGUCUUUGCAAAUGGACUCUGGUUCAAAUGAAUAUGUGGCUGUCUGGGCAGUUGCUGUAAAUGGUGAUGUUCUUUUUAGAAAAGGUGUUUCAGAAGAAUAUCCAAAAGGUCUGACAUGGAGCCAUAUUGCGUCUGAGAAACCCUUUUGCUCUAUUUCUGUCGGAGGAGAUGGGGCAAUUUGGGCAAUUGCAGAGGAUGGUUCUGCUCAGCUUAGACAUGGUGUAAGUUCAAGCACACCAGAAGGUCAAUAUUGGUGUCAUGUAGAACCGCCCCUAGAAAAUUGUCGCCUGCGUCAGAUUUCAUGUGGUAAAACACUUGUCCUUGCAGUUGAUGAAAAUAAUAAAUUAUGGUCAAGACAAGAAAUAGUUCCUAUUUUCAUGGAAGGUACUCACUGGAAGUUAAUUUCUGAAAACGUGAAACAAGUUUCUGUUAGUGCGACAGAUCAGAUUUGGUGUGUUAGAACCAGUUUCGUUACCCCAUCUGGGGAUCUCAGUGGUGUCGUUUGCCGUCGUUCAGGAAUUGAUGAAGAAAAUCCUUAUGGAACAGAUUGGGAACAAGGCAUUGGGGGCUUUUGGCAUCACAUAUCUGCAAGAGGACUGAAAAGUGAAGAUCAAAUAUAAAUUAUUUUUUUCCUAUGGAGGAAUAUAAAAAUAUUGACUAAAUUUAGCUCUAUCAAAAUAUAUAUAUGUAUAUAUACACGAUUGGAAAAUUAUAUCUAUUGUUGUGAUUUUAGUGAAUCUAAUUAUGAGGCUGUUGUUGUUUCAGAAUGAGUACGUAUAAUUUAGAAGGAAUAUUUCUAAUUAGUAUCUACUGAAGCAAGAGAAAGAAUUCUAUUCAUAAGUUUCGAUAUAUUACCUCACUAUCGUACCCAAUUUUUUUCACGCCAAAGAUUAACAACUGAUGCGUUUCAGACUAGCUGAUAUUAUAUUGACAGAAUAAAACAAAUGUUGUCCCCAAAAAAUUUGCUGAUCAGGCCAAAACCUCUAUCAAAUCAAGCAGAGGCUACUUGAGAGACAAUUAUGCAAUUGUAGAAAAUUGAUAUUGGUAUACAGGAAAGUAGGUUUGUUUUGUCUUCACUGGAAUGUCUUGUUAACUCAGUAUUACUAUUCUUCAAUAGAUUCUGUCUGAAAGACUUAGUGUUUUAAGUAAGUUAAAAAUCUUUCGAGUUUGGUGCCUACCAGCCUUUUAUAUUUCUAACUAUUUAUGAUCAGUUUUAUUUGCUGUGAUUACAAUUUAAGUCUUAAUGUGUUAGUCUUUAAAAACCAUAAGGUUAAUUUUAUUGAAAUUUUGUCAUAAUGAACAUAGAUUUGUGACUUUUUAUUCAGUUUUAAUUACUAAUCACUUUCAAGCGACGGCCAUUCCUCUCAAUGCCUGAUGAUGAACAAGAAAUGUUUUUUUUAAAAGAGCUUCUUCUGUGUAUAUAAAUUUGUGUGUGUGUGUGUGUAAAAGAUUUCAAUAUCUCAAUUUUCAUCACAAAUAUUUCUUAAAAAUUGCAAUUUUUUGUCCGUUUGUGUAAAAUUUUCAUGAUAUCAAAUUUCAAAAAAAAAUUGAAAUUCAUCGAUUAAAAUAAAAUUUUAUAAAACAAAUCUCUAUUAAUGUUUUACACUUCAUUGCUUUAUGUUUUCAUGCGAUUUCUCUAUGUAUUUGUAAAUAAUGUGGAAUGUAUUUUGAUACUUAUAUUUUAUGAGAUAUACAACUUAUUGGAGCUUAUGAUUUUGUUUUGUUUGUUAUGUUUGAAGAACCUCAUGGAAACUAAAAACAUGCUUAGUGUCAUGUUAAAGAAAAACCGUUCAUCAUUUAGAUUAUGGUGCGAUUCUUAAAUUAUAAGCAUGAAAUAUUCUGUGACAAUAUUCUUUUCAUGGAUAUUUAAAUAAUUUUAUUUGUAAAAGACGAAAUUUUUUUAAUCUGAACCAUUUAACAUACAAGUCUGUCGAAAAUAAGUGUUCAAGUAAGCAAGACGCAAGGAAAUUCCUUGUCCUUAUGCAAUAAUAGCACUAUAAUCGCAUUAAUCCAAGGUCUUGCAAUCGAAAAAUUUUAUAUUUCAAUCUAAUGAACAUUAUGCAACUUUUAAUUUAAAUGCUGUAAGAUUAAUUAGAAGCAUUAAAUUCCAUGUGAAAGAAAUAUUUAUAUUUUGUAAAUUUUCUUAUUUGGAAUAAAAUUCAGGGCUGCCGAGUCGAAGUCGACUGAUUUUGGGGUACGGGAGUAAUAAUUGGGAGUCGAAGGUUUUAAGUUCCAAGAUUCAGAGUGUCAUUUUUCCGCAACUCUGCCAGCGCAUGCGAAAUUUGAGUUAGAGCGACUGUUUUUGCGAUACAGGAGUCUGAGUCUAUUUUCCCUUUGACUCCACAGCCUCGAUAAAAUUAACCUCUAUGUGCAACUGUUUUCACUUAAUUCUUCCCUGUUUUCUGAACUUUGGACUAACAGGGUUUUAUGCACCCUAUUUAUUGUCGUAUAUUUAAAUAUGUAGCUGCAUGCAUGCAUUUCCUUUAAAGGUAUCACUAUUUAUAGUUAAUUCUGACUACAAAUGUAAUUUGUAUAUAACCGAAGAGUUAAGUUAUAAAUUAUUGAUAAUGAAAUUUUUGAUUAAAAAAUCCUACUGUUUUAGACUUUACCACUUUCUUAGUGAAUUAAAAUUUAAAAAGGUAUUGAUUGAAAGGUGGUAAAACAUUAAAUUUUCUUUGUUACAGAUGUGGAUAAAUGAAGCAAAUAAAUAACACUUUCAUCAUGGGUGCCUAUAAGGAGAGGCAGAGGGGGAAUCAAGCCUCCCUUUAGACAUUAGCACUACUAAUUUUUUAAAUAAACUGAGCAUAAAUAUCAAAACAUUUCAACAUAACUCAUUAAUGAAUGACUUAUUAAAAAUUUGCUUUAUAAUUUUAAUAAUUUGCUUUGUGAGCUAUUACAACAUAUUUUAGAUGAGAUGCCUUCUAAAGGAAAUGAAAUUACGAAUACCAUAACCUUGGGAUUGAAAGCAUCAAGUCCCCCACUCUAAAUCUAAUUCUUGUAAAACAUGUCUAACAUCAUGAUAAGGACAGCAGUAUUUAAAAUACCUUUUAAAAUCAGGAUAACAUUCUACAAAAAUACUCAUAAGGAGGCUAGCAGCUCUACAAAAUACUUAUCGAAAGAGGACUCGUGGAAAAACGAACUAUGGUGAAAGAGUAAAAACUGCUCUAUAUCUUCUGAUACUACCUUUUCCGCUUUUGAUUAAGAGUGACUGAAGGAUAAUUACAUUUUCCCUUCGAAAUCCCCCCCCCCCCUUAUUCAGUUACAUGGCAAAAACCAUGGUUGAGAAGUAGGAUGAACAAAUUAUAUACUUUUUUUAUUAAGAUCACGAAACAAAAUUUUCUCUGCUCCCUUCUGAAAUUAUUGCAUUGGGUGCUUAUGUUUUAACAAUCAAGUGAUGCAAGUCAUAACUGUUGGACAAAUUUUUUGUAAAAUGUUUUUAAAAAGAUAUCUAUAUCAUAUAUUUUCCUUGUUCGUAAACUUGCAUGACAGUAUGUUUUAGGUUCCACAUGACCCUGGCCAGCAGUCUUUGUCAAAUGUAUAUCUGUGAUACUGAACAUACCUUGACUUGUUGAACUAAGAAAUAAAUGCAAA